This is a messenger RNA of Mobula hypostoma (lesser devil ray), 1861 nucleotides long. It is a transcript of the gene wnt3a, whose product is annotated as wingless-type MMTV integration site family, member 3A. Gene Ontology annotation, molecular function: frizzled binding; cytokine activity. The record is from RefSeq and is a predicted model, not a curated record. The transcript has 4 exons. Gene Ontology annotation, biological process: multicellular organism development; cell fate commitment; canonical Wnt signaling pathway. Gene Ontology annotation, cellular component: extracellular region. Bases 187 to 1068 code for a protein of 293 amino acids. NCBI's taxonomy places the organism in Eukaryota, Metazoa, Chordata, Chondrichthyes, Myliobatiformes, Myliobatidae.
GUUUGCGGGGAUGGAUCCAUAUAUCUGCUUCUGCUGGUUUAUCAGGUGUUGGAAAUAUUUGCUUGGAGCAAAAUAGGCAGGUCUUUGGCAGUUGGUCAUCAGUACUCGACUCUGGCAACUCAGCCCAUACUGUGUGGAAGUAUCCCUGGCCUUGUACCAAAGCAGCUCAGGUUUUGCCGGAACUACAUGGAAAUUAUGCCCAGUGUGGCACAAGGAGUGAAAAUCGGGAUUCAGGAAUGCCAGCAUCAGUUUCGAGGAAGGAGAUGGAACUGCACGACUGUUGAGGAUAAUCUGGCAAUCUUUGGACCUGUGUUGGAUAAAGCGACGAGAGAAUCGGCUUUUGUUCACGCCAUCGCUUCCGCAGGGGUCGCCUUCGCCAUCACUCGCUCUUGCGCCGAGGGCACCGCAAACAUUUGCGGCUGUGAUAGCCGCCACAAGGGCAAGCCGGGGGAAGGCUGGAAGUGGGGAGGCUGCAGUGAGGAUGUCGAGUUCGGGAGCAUGGUGUCCCGGGAGUUCGCGGAUGCUCGGGAAAACAGACCGGACGCGCGAUCUGCUAUGAAUCGGCACAAUAAUGAAGCCGGACGCAUGGCUAUUCUGGACCACAUGCAUCUGAAGUGUAAGUGUCACGGACUAUCGGGUAGCUGUGAGGUGAAAACUUGCUGGUGGUCGCAGCCUGACUUCCGGGUGAUAGGAGAUUACUUAAAAGACAAAUAUGACAGUGCCUCCGAGAUGAUCGUGGAGAAACACCAGGAAUCCAGAGGUUGGGUCGAGACCCUUAGCCCCAAGUAUGCCUUAUUCAAAGCUCCAACAGAGAGAGAUUUGAUCUACUACGACUUGUCACCCAACUUCUGCAACCCCAAUCCCGAGACUGGCUCGUUUGGUACGCGGCACCGAAAGUGCAACAUCACAUCGCACGGAAUUGAUGGGUGUGAGUUGCUGUGCUGUGGCCGCGGAUUUGAUACGAGGACUGAGAAACGCAAAGAGAAGUGUCACUGCAUCUUCCACUGGUGCUGUCACGUGAGCUGCCAAGAGUGCACACGCAUCUAUGAUGUUCAUACCUGUAAAUAGGAGGAGGAAGAGGCUGUCCAAGGGAUUGCUGACAGUCCUGAACUGAAGUAUCUUGCUGCAUUGGAAGAUCGAGAUCUUAAGCCACAGCUCAGCUUCAAGUCUAAGCUUUGAUCUUAUUUUGGAGACAAUGCCUUUUAAAUACUAAUAAAUGAGUCAAAAAAACUAAUGUUGGCCGAAUCUUCACACAGUUCAAGCUUGGAACCUGACUGCAAAAAGACAGAGCCAGAUUAUAAUUUACAAGGCAUUGAAACCUCCUCAAGGGAUGACUGUCAAAACGCAAAUAAAGGUGCCUUAUAAACAAAAUGGAUUGCAAGCUCCUCCAUUCAGCAUUUAAAUCAAAGGAAUGGAAUUAGUAUUUGCUCAUAAUCUAAAAGGGAAUCCUAGAAGGAGACAGUCCUUUAUUCUAAACAUACAGCUGGUGAAGAACUAAAACACAAUGGCAAGACCCAAAUGAGCAAAUGCAAUAACCUGUGAAAAAGCAGAUGCUGGAAACCAGAAAUAAAAAAUAGAAAAUGUUGGAAACACUCAACAGACCAGGCAACAUCCAUGGAAAGAGAAACAAAGUUAUCAUUUCAAGUCAAAGACACUUGGUCUAAUGUUCAUUCUGAUGAAAUGUCUUCUUCCUAAAACAUUACGUACUUUUCUCUUUCCAUAAAUACUGCCUGACCUUUUAUUUUUUUUAAUUUAGAGAUACAGCAUGGUAACAGGCCCUUCUGGCACAUGAGCCCACACUGCUCAAUUACUGAUAUGUGACCAAUUUACCAACAAACCCAUACGUCUCUGGAAUGUGGGA